AAAAUGUGCGCUAUGAGACGAGGUGUUCUCCUCACACUCGCUUCACGAAGGCGACACCCGGCCUCCACGAGCGAGAUUUUUGGAGCGCGUGCACGCGUUUUGGCGAUGCUUCUUGUAAGCAGCGUACUACUUCAACUACCGCCGUCCUGGAUCGCGAACGCGACAGACGGCACAGAAAACACGGCAUCGACCAAACCAAAUCGAGAUCCUGAUCCGUUCGACCUCCCUCGGGAAACAGGUCCGUUUCGAAAGGCCCUGCACACCUUUGCACCCGAACCCGGCGGGUAUGCGUAUGAUGACCUGCAUGCUGCAGACACGCAGGCGAGAACGGUGCAGCGACCAUCUCGCAUUGCAGCCGCGCGGGGGGUUGAAGAGCACGAGCAGGUGACAACAGCGCAAAUAAAGGUCGGGAGAAGGCACGCAGCAGCUGAAAAUAGCGGUGCGGCUUAGGUUCCUUUGUACUAAGUGAUGUUGCCGCCUAAGAAAGUAUUGCUAGUAUUUCCGCGCCUGGCGCAGGAACACUUUAGGAGAACAGUAGCUGUCUCCGUGUGCUACUGUUUGUUCUUCGAUUUGUUCUAUACUGCAAGUUGAACCACCCUCUGUCAUUCCGUUUGAGGACACCAAACAUUACCGAAAACAAAGCACAGCCUCGCCAACUGGCAUGAUGAUAUCAAUUUACUGCUACGUUUCUAUCACUCAGGCACAGAGCAGAUCACGUCGGAGGCGGUGGACAGGAGGAGCACAUUGAACAGUGGCGCGCCUCCUUCCGUCCCCGCUGCUGCAACCACUGGAAGCGUCCAACCGGAAGAUCCGCCCCGUGAUAGGUCCUUGACAAAUACGACAGCGAGCAAACCCACCGAGCACUGCAAGAAACUUCUUCAGUACAGCACCACUUGGGUCAAGUGCGACGUUUCGGACCGUUUGCCGCGAAAAGUUUUCGAAAUGCUGCACAAGCUUUCCCCAUCGGAGUGUAGCCAGAUUGACUGGCUCGUGCGGGAGAUGCUUUUACUCCUUUCUGAGGAUGUCGCGGCGGCUCUGGAUGCUGUGGAUACCCGACUGCAGCCGUAUUUUCCAAGCGGGAAAGAGCUAAUCCUGUCCGGAGACACUAGCGUCCUUUUCCUGAUGGAUUGUUUACGAUCCCGUUUCUACGCUGCUGGAGUCGACGGAAGACACAUAAGCAGAAUCGGUAUGCGGAGCAAGGUGUGUUUUUUCAGUGAAACCAGGCAUGUGGACCCAAUGCAGUUACUUGUCGCGAGGUUUGGCUUUGCUUGGGUUAUAGGAAAUUUGUUCGCGUGCUUUCCGCUGCCCGCCCCGACCAGAAGCUGGCUCGCCGUGGCUUGCCCCAAGCCCUUCGAUUAUGGGCGAGGCCCGCUCGGCCCGCGCUCUGCCCCUUUAAAAUGGGCCCAGCCUUCUUUCGUCCGAUCUGCAUUGAUCUCGAGCCCAUUGGCGGGCCCACCAAUCUCCCCGCCGCGCAGCUUCGACGAAACAAAGGUAGCGGCGCCCUGCGCACCUCGGACAAGCUGGCAGGCCAGCACCUUCUCGCGCUGGCUUGCCCCUCCGCCCGGCUGCCACCCACUCUUGGCCCCGCCCGUUUUUGGCAUAGGUGGCGCCGCGAUGGGUGGCUCGUCUCCUUUGGCCAGUUUUGUCGCGGCCAGCGCUUGGGCUUAUCUUCCUGCCUUCGGCCGUGGGCCCGGCCCCGGCCCAAGCCUAUUUUCCUGCGCGCGUGGCGCGCAGCUAUUGCUCGUAGAAUACCCCCGGCCCGACUUUUUUUCGGCCCGUGCUGAAGCCAUCCGGACGACGUGCACCUUCGUGGUUGCGAGCCAUCCGGAUGCCGGAAGCGGUCCCGUUUUGGCCGGCUCGCGUUCUUGGUUGUUUCGUCUCCCCGCCCCGGCUUUUUUUCGGCCCGUGGGUGCUGGAGCCAUCCGGACGACGUGCACCUUGGUGGUUGCGAGCCAUCCGGAUGCCGGAAGCGGUCCCGUUUUGGCCGGCUCGCGUUCUUGGUUGCUUCGUCUCCCCGCCUCGGCUUUUUUUCGGCCCGUGCUGGAGCCAUCCGGACGACGGGCACCUUUGUGGUUGUGAGCCAUCCGGAUGCCGGAAGCGGUCCCGUUUUGGCCGGUUCGCGUUCUUGGUUGUUUCGCCUCCCCGCCUCGGCUUUUUUUCGGCCCGUGUCUGUGCGUUGGAGCCAUCCGGACGACGUGCACCCUCUUGGUUGCUAGCCAUCCGGAUGCCGGAACCGGUCCCGUUUUGGCCGGCCCGCGUUCUUGGUUGCUUCGUCUCCCCGCCUCGCCUUUUUUCCGGCCCGUGUUGGAGCCAUCCGGACGACGCGCACCUUCGUGGUUGCGAGCCAUCCGGAUGCCGGAAGCGGCCCCGUUGGUUUUGGCCGGCUCGCGUUCUUGGCUGCUUCGUCUCCCCGCCUCGGUUUUUUGUCGGCCCGUGUUGGAGCCAUCCGGACGACGUGCACCUUCGCGCUUGCGAGCCAUCCGGAUGCCGGAAGUGGCCCCGUUGGUUUUGGCCGGCUCGCGUUCUUGUUUGCUUCGUCUUCCCCGCCUCGGCUUUUUUUCGGCCCGUGUUGGAGCCAUCCGGACGACGCCCACCUUCGUGGCUGCGAGCCAUCCGGACGCCGAAAGCGGUACCGUUUUGGCCGGCUCGCGUUCUUGGCAGGUUGUUGCGUCUCCCCGCCUCUGCUUUUUUUCGGCCCGUGUUGGAGCCAUCCGGACGACGCCCACCUUCGUGGUUGCGAGCCAUCCGGACGCCGGAAGCGGUCCCGUUUUGGCCGGCUCGCGUUCUUGGUUGUUUCGCCUCCCCGCCUCGGCUUUUUUUCGGCCCCUGCUGGAGCCAUCCGGACGACGCUCACCUUCGUGGUUGCGAGCCAUCCGGACGCCGGAAGCGGUCCCGUUUUGGCCGGCUCGCGUUCUUGGUUGCUUCGCCUCCCCGCCUCGGCUUUUUUUCGGCCCGUGUUGGAGCCAUCCGGACGACGCUCACCUUCGUGGUUGCGAGCCAUCCGGACGCCGGAAGCGGUCCCGUUUUGGCCGGCUCGCGUUCUUGGUUGUUUCGCCUCCCCGCCUCGGCUUUUUUUCGGCCCGUGUUGGAGCCAUCCGGACGACGCUCACCUUCGUGGUUGCGAGCCAUCCGGACGCCGGAAGCGGUCCCGUUUUGGCCGGCUCGCGUUCUUGGUUGUUUCGCCUCCCCGCCUCGGCUUUUUUUCGGCCCGUGUUGGAGCCAUCCGGACGACGCUCACCUUCGUGGUUGCGAGCCAUCCGGACGCCGGAAGCGGUCCCGUUUUGGCCGGCUCGCGUUCUUGGUUGUUUCGCCUCCCCGCCUCGGCUUUUUUUCGGCCCGUGUUGGAGCCAUCCGGACGACGCUCACCUUCGUGGUUGCGAGCCAUCCGGACGCCGGAAGCGGUCCCGUUUUGGCCGGCUCGCGUUCUUGGUUGUUUCGCCUCCCCGCCUCGGCUUUUUUUCGGCCCGUGUUGGAGCCAUCCGGACGACGCUCACCUUCGUGGUUGCGAGCCAUCCGGACGCCGGAAGCGGUCCCGUUUUGGCCGGCUCGCGUUCUUGGUUGUUUCGCCUCCCCGCCUCGGCUUUUUUUCGGCCCGUGUUGGAGCCAUCCGGACGACGCUCACCUUCGUGGUUGCGAGCCAUCCGGACGCCGGAAGCGGUCCCGUUUUGGCCGGCUCGCGUUCUUGGUUGUUUCGCCUCCCCGCCUCGGCUUUUUUUCGGCCCGUGUUGGAGCCAUCCGGACGACGCUCACCUUCGUGGUUGCGAGCCAUCCGGACGCCGGAAGCGGUCCCGUUUUGGCCGGCUCGCGUUCUUGGUUGUUUCGCCUCCCCGCCUCGGCUUUUUUUCGGCCCGUGUUGGAGCCAUCCGGACGACGCUCACCUUCGUGGUUGCGAGCCAUCCGGACGCCGGAAGCGGUCCCGUUUUGGCCGGCUCGCGUUCUUGGUUGUUUCGUCUCCCCGCCUCGGCUUUUUUUCGGCCCGUGUUGGAGCCAUCCGGACGACGCUCGCUCACCCGGCGCCGCGCCUUGCGGCGGCGGCCCUAUUUAAAGCCUAAAAAAAUUAUGGCCUUCGCCCUUUCCGGCACAGGCUUUCGCUUCUGGCUUCGCCCCGUUUUAUUCUUCGUGAGUCUCUGUUGCAUUGCGGCCGCCCACCUGGCGCACUUCCGGAAUUGGGAGAAAGCUGGCGGGGUGUCACCCUUGUGCGCGAGACCUUUGCUGCGCUCUAAUUAGCGGCCGCGUCCAAGCUCUUAUUUUCUUGGCCCGUUUUUGUGUCUUGCUUUUUGGUCUUACUUUUUGGUCUUACUUUUCGGUCUUACUUUUUGGUCUUAUUUUUUGGUCUUAUUUUUUGUUCUUACUUUUGUGUCUUACUUUUAAGUCUUAUUUUUUUCUUUUAUUUUUUUCGCCUAAAAUAACUCUUACUUUUUCUCUUAUUUCCCCAACUAUUGCGCGCGCGGCCACGGGCCGGGGGGUCUUAUUUUUUUUUUUAUUUUUUCUCUUAUUUUUUUGCGCACUGAAAUCGCACACGAAAUCGCAAAAAAGGCGCCCGCCAACUUUCGGGCCGUGAAAAUAAGCCCGCCGAUAGUGGGCGGAAUAGGCGGCCUCAAGGACCCGCGGCCCGGCUCCUUGGCGCCGUCUUAUUUUUCCCCGACUCUUAACAUCACGAGGCCCGGGCGAAGGAUGGCGCGUUCGCGUGGACCACGCCCCGGAACACCGCCCUGGCCCUGGGCACGCAGGGCGUGUUGCCUUUUCCCCCUUCAAGGCGGCCGCGGAUUUCGCUAAUUGUGUCCGGUGCCGCGCCCGCCUCUUUGUCCGGGGCGGGCGUGCCUGCCCGCUUGGCCUUUGCCGGAAAGCGGCCGUCGUUCUGCUUCGAUGCCGACCCCCGGGCGGGUAGGCGCGCCAUGUGGCCAACUUUGUGGCCGCUCUCGCCAUGUGAUGAUCCGGCUGCUUGGGUCCCGGCUUUUGGCGCGGCCCGUAAAAUUUUUAGGCGUUUUUUAGCAAAAGCCCCGCAGGGCGCGGCUCCGGGUGAGCUCGCCUUCGUGGCUGCGAGCCAUCCGGACGCCGGAAGCGGUCCCGUUUUGGCCGGCUCGCGUUCUUGGUUGUUUCGCCUCCCCGCCUCGGCUUUUUUUCGGCCCGUGUUGGAGCCAUCCGGACGACGCUCACCUUCGUGGUUGCGAGCCAUCCGGACGCCGGAAGCGGUCCCGUUUUGGCCGGCUCGCGUUCUUGGUUGUUUCGCCUCCCCGCCUCGGCUUUUUUUCGGCCCGUCUUGGAGCCGUCCGAACGACGUGCGCCCUCGUGGUUGCGAGCUACCCGGAUGCCGGAAGCGGUCCCGUUUUGGCCGGCUCGCGUUUUUGGUUGUUUCGUCUCCCCGCCUCGGCUUUUUUUCGGCCCGUGUUCGUUGGAGCCAUCCGGACGAAGUGCGCCUUCCUGGUUGCUGGCCAUCCGGACGCCGCAAGCGGUCCCGUUUUGGCCGGCUCGCGUUCUUGGCUGCUUCGCCUCCCCGCCUCCGCUUUUCUUCGGCCCGUGUUGGAGCCACCCGGACGGCGCGCACCUUCGUGGUUGCGAGCCAUCCGGAUGCCGGAGGCGGUCCCGUUUUGGCCGGCUCGCGUCCUUGGUUGUUUCGCCUCCACGCCUCGGGUUUUUUUCGGCGGGCCCGUGUUGGAGCCAUCCGGACGACGUGCACCGUCGUGGUUGCGAGCCAUCCGGAUGCCGGAGGCGGUCCCGCUUAUUUUGGCCGGCUCGCGUUCUUGGUUGUGUCGCCUCCCCGCCUCGGCUUUAUUUUUUUCGGCCCGCGGCGUGCUGCCAGGGAGACAAGGGGCCACAUUGGCGACGCCAUCUGGCGACUUCUGUUGGCCGGCCCCGCCAAACCCUCCCGCCCCCCGACAGCGCAAACCGAUCCGCGUGUGUGGUGCGCGCGCCGCGCCUUUGGGGGCUUCCUUGGCUCCGCUUGGGGCGGGGCCGUCCGUCUUUUGCGCCCGAGCGGAUCGCUUGUGUCGCGCAGAAUUUGCGCGUGCCAGCAGGAACAGUGCCCCCCCCCGAGGAAGCAAACAACUUGCUUCCCGGCGAAGCAGCUGGCUCCUCGCCGGAGCGGGCGCGCCCGAUCAGCGCGAGGCGGACGGGGGAGGCAUCGCAAAGCGCAAGCGCCUUGAUGUACAAAGUGCCCGCCCUUUUUUCGCAGCUCGUUCCGCCAUUUCUUUGGCUUCGAUAUCGCACACCUACGAGAAGGCGGGUCGCGAACGGGAGGAGCUCUACGGCAAAAAGCCAACCAUAAGCUUUGCGGAGGAGGACGUAGACGCGAGCAGUGGGGACGAGGGACAUCUGCCGAACAAUAUACGCUCGGGACACCUUGGCACCCCCGUGGUUUUAGACCCCUCGUCGCCCGCCUCAGGAAUGAGUACGGAAGACAUACCGAACAGAAAGGCGAAGAGCAAAGAAAGCUUCCAGAUCGAAUACCAUGGUGACACCACCGCGAAGGAAACGCUUGAGUAUUAUUUGGACAAGACUCUGGAAGAGAAGGAAGCCAAAAACCUACCCAGAAUCACCGUCGAGCAGUGCCAGAAUUGCCAGGUUCUGGAGGACCGGAAGGCGGGGCUGCAGCUGAAGGCUGCGAUUGUCUAUGUGGUGCUGAAUUUGAAUAACAACGGACCGAUCAUACUGAAGGACUUGCUUCUCGCGCUCCACUGUGCUGACAAGCACUUGAAGUUUCCAGAUAGUUACGACAUCCUCGUCCUGUAUCACGGCUUCAAAAGGUAGGAAAGCGAUAAGAUAAUGAGACCAGAUCACUUCCGCACGAACAGGCUGCAUCACAUUGAAACCUUGAGCAAGUACAGUUUUCACCAGAGCGAUAAGUAGCAAUAGCCGGGCGGCCCUCGGUUGAAUCUCGCAUGGUUCGCUGCUGCACCCCGCCAAGACACGUAGAACAAAGCUGCGUGCGACUGGAGCAAGACGCCUGGGCCUGCAUGGUUCGUCGAUGCAUGAGCGUGCUCAAUAUAUAGCAUAAUUUUUUACACAGAAAGCUUCACAAGCGUCAGCAGCUCGAACUCCAUCAGGUGGUGGAGAUCGCACAGGGAAGAUCUUCACGACGACAGAACAUAUAAUGCGCGAACGGACGCUGAAGUGAGUCUUUUCCUAGAAAUUUCAUACCAGGAACCGGGAUCAGUCGGAGCUCGACCUCCCGAUCGAGCUGCGCUGGCUGAGCGACAACGCGCCGGUUCGGAUUCAGCGAAAGAUGCAGUUCGUCCAGCUCCCCGAUGACCAGGUGCUGGAUAUCGUAAAGAAAAAUCCCCCCUCCCCAUAUUGAAAACGUAUCCGGCUGAAAAUUUGUGAUAUCCGGCUGAAAAUUUGUGAAGAAGCUAAAAAAAUAGCAAAAAGCAGUACACGCAAGCAAUCGGCUCUAGGCAGUUUUAUAUCGCCACAGGCCUGGCGACAACGGCAGCAUUUACCCCACUGGGUCCUUGCGCGGUUGUUUUCUUUUUAUUCUUGCAGUUGGCCCAGCGGACGACAGGACAGGUUGACUUGAAACGGUGAGCAUGCACCCACGGCGCGUUUCUUGUGGACCACGGCCUGUCCUGUGUGAGCACCUUCCAGCGACUACCCGGCGUUUGAUAUUACCACUGGUCUGGUAAUCCGGACUCGGUCUUGGAAGGACCCCGUGUGGCGGUAGUCCUUGCUUUGCCGCUGUUUCCUUAGGUUCGUUUUCGUAGUCGUAUCGUUCGUAGUACUACGUCUCUGUCAGCCUAUUCCCUGCUCCCUCCUCUCCAUGCUAUACUAAUUCUAAUCUAAUUUUAAGUUAAGCCUAUCUUGCUAUGCCCCGUAAGUUUGUUUCUUUUUUCUGUCUUUUUUACUGGGUCGCUGUGACGCCGUGCCUGCAUGCACCACCAGAAGUGCGACGAGGUGCCAAUCGUGUUUCCACAUGUGCCAUCAGAAGUGCAUCGAAUCACGAGGGUAGUGAGUGAAUGUAUUAUUUUUUGAUUAGCAGCAUGCCUUUCUGCUCGUCGAGAACACCAUGAUAGUUGCCAUGUCGCACAAAAUUACUUGAUGCAGUCACUUUGGCCCCGACAUGGAAGCUGUCAUGCUUCUGAUGCAUGCUAACGGUCCAUACCCAUCGCGCUUCUAUGUGUGCUUGUUUUUCACUUCCAUAAAUCUAUCUUGAAACAGAAACAAGAUGAAGCUGCACUUUUCGCAAAAGCAGGCGCAGCAGUUGAAGCAUUACGAGGAGCACGGCCGAUAUGCGUACCACAUCGAGCGGGCUUGUGGUGCAGUUCUACUUCUCCAACUAGCUUCCACAAGAUACACCAAGACUACGAGCGGAGCACUCUAGAAACAACUACAAACCGAAACCGAAAUACCUUCUGCACGGCGUUGACCAGUGCAGCACUAUCCCUUGGCGGCGUGGUUUCCAGAUGCUGUUCCGCUUCGGUCAAACUAGUGCACACUGAUGCUGUCCUGCAUUCACAUUUCUUCCAUUCCGGGCGUGCGAGUACAGAUUCCUCAUCGCAUCACGUGUAAUGCGAUUUGUAUGUCGUGAAUCUGCGUGCUCUGCUACAUGCACUCCGGGUCCAGAUGGAUUUGUCAUGCGGGACGCAUAAUAUGUCGCCGCACUUCGUACGUGGAACGUCGUAUGCAAGCGGUCACAUGAUGACGCGUUUUUGUUGAUCGUCGGUAGUGCUCUUUUUUCGUUGACGCUAGCAAGAAGUAAGAACUCGCUCUCGCGUCUGACUUGCAACGUGUUUCUGUAUUUUUUAAAUAUUUUUAUUCGUCACAAUUCGAAAAAAGAACUUCGUAUGCAACUACUACAUGAUGAUGCGUUUGCUGCCUUAUGCUGUGCUCCUCUUCUUUGGCGAUAGCAAGGCAAUAAGAUUUCAUUCUCAUGUCUGAUUGGCAAUAUGCUCGUCAUCUUGUCAGUAUUUUUAAGCGUGAAAGCAUGAUAUUUGUAAGCUCAUUGGCCGUUGUGCCAUCGGGACUUCCUGCCCGUAGACCACCAAUGUCAUGCGGGCACGCAAGCCUAGUUUUGCUUGAUCAUAUGCAUGCGGCGCCGACCUCUUGCGGAAAAGCACAUAAAGAAGCCACGACGCCAGGAUAUUUGUGUUGCCUGGUCUCCCCGGACCAGCACGGAUGACACCCUCCCGCGAGACGGCGACACAGCUGCUCGGGUGUGGAAGCCAGGACGUAGAAGUACGAGAACUACGACUGUCGUUGCGGGUCAGGGGGGACAAAUGGACUUUCGAGCGGUGCAAAGAUUUUCCACCUGCAAAGAACAUCGGUUUCUGCCUGUGCACUUCUCCGUCUUGGGUUUCUCUUCGGAUGACCAAACACUUGUACUCCGUCUUCGGCAUUCCCUCCCCCCUUCCGUCGCUGAUGCUUUUCCCCAUCCCGUUUAUGAAGCUCUGCUUCACAUGCGCGACACGGACAUGCAGUCUUCCCCUCCACAUGCUUGCUGACCGCCACGGGAAAGCCAAAAAAUUAUUGCAUGCACAUCGGAGAUUAGUUUUACAAUGGGGCUAUUAGAAAUAAUUAGAAAUAGAAUUUUAUCGGUUUACGUAACCAGGGGCGGCUUGUCGUCUGCGGCAGAUGAUGACAGCGUGCACAUUCCUACAAAUACAUGGCUACCGGGCUGCUUCCCGGUUGGUCUAGUAUCACCUGACUCAUUGGCGCUGAUUUGCUAAACGCCUUGCCGCGACCCUGCCCGCUCGGGGGAUAGUUAUCUCUAGACAGUGCACCACCUGCGGUUGCACUCGGCGUUCGAGUCUAGUUAAAAACCUACCAUGCGUAAAUCUUUCAUUUUGCGUGGGCUCCUGGUGGCUGCUUCCACCGUCGGGGAGUAUAAUCUUACUAAACAUAAGUCAUUGGCCACUGGGUCGCUGUGACGCCGUGCCUGCAUGCACCAUCAGAAGUGCAACGAGGUACCAAUCGCGUUUCUGCAUGCACCAUUAGAAGUGCAUUGAGGUGCGAGGGUCGUGAGUGAGUGAAUGAAUCUUGAAUGAGCUUAGCAUUCACAUUUCGCACCCCGGCUCAUUCAUGAGGUUUUACGCCCCCGGCCCUUCGGCUUCGCGGCUGAGGGGUUGGGUUUCGUUGUGACGGAAAGUAUAGUCUUUGCACAGCAACGUGAAUCCGAUUUACUUGCUGCUGCUGUGUAUGUUUUGUAUGACAUGCUACCAAGUAUGUCUUUGCCUUUCGUGAAAAUGUGUGAUGAUUUUUAUGGUUGCCUGCGCUUCGUUGCUACUGCACUUCCUUCGUUAGUACCUGUUUCCUCGUAUGGAGCUAGAUCGCAAAUUCGUACGCUCCUCAUUCCGAAAAGUCCGAUCUUCCCUGCCUUCCCCUCAUGCCCACGUAGAUGUAGGUCGCUACCCUUUUACUUCCUCUCUGCCGUGUAGUUUUGUCUUCUUAUUUGUUUCAUCCUUGUACUAGCGCUAGUUCGCGGAACCCGCUUCCUCGCAGGGGCAGCUGUUUUUUUUUCCGCCUUGCCAGCGGGUUUGUUUGGGGGGAUACGACAGUAUCGGCGUCGGGGGAAAUCGCCGAUGGGAUACGACCGCAGUGUGACAAGCCAGGCGGGGAAAAUAGUGAAGCUUCGGGUCUCGCAGCUCCACUUCUCCGUCUUACUUCCGUCUUCGUCCAGCAUCCUCUUCUUUCUUCUUCCGCCUUUUUCCGUCGGGGUUCGUCUUUGCAUGACAUCGAGGGUCUAAGGGCAUAAUGACUUAACUUUAUUGGUUUACGUAACCGGGGGCGGUGUGUCGUCUGCGGCGGAUGAUGACAGUGCACGCAUUUCAAGAACUCCAUGGCUUUUGGGGCUGCUUCCCCCUUAGGUCUAGUAUCACCUGACUCAAGGCACUGAUCCGCUAAACGUACACCGUAAGCCUCGCCCGCUCGGGGAUAGCGUAUCUCUAGACAGUGCUCUUGCUGCGGAGUGCUCGGCGAUUCGCGCCGUACUUAAUUCUACUGCGCGUAAGUCUUUCACUUUGCGUGGACUCUUGGUGGCUGCUACCACCGCGGGAGAGUAUAAAGAUGUAAAACAUGAGCCAUUAGCCACUGGGCUGCGGUGGCGUAGUACCUGCACGCACCACCAGAAGUGCGUUGGUGCGACUUGCUUUUCUCUCGUGCACCAUCAGAAGUGCACUGAAUCGCGAGGGUAUGAUGAUGAUGAGUCUUUUAUUGGUUUUAGUAGGGCAUGACGCCACACGGGACGAACAGCCCAUAGACCUCCGAUGUGAUGCGCAUUUGUGACCUCAAAUCCUGCCUGUCUUGCAAGAAGGCAAAUCCAGAGAGCGCCCCGCAUUUUGCAGGCGGUUUGUGAUGCUGCUGGGCUUAGAGCAUACAUGUUUGCUAUGCUAGGCGCCUGCGUCCAAACCUCUCGACUGAGGCUUGACAUAUGCCUGCUGUCCUCUACUGCAAGACAGACCUGAUUUGUGUACGCAAAUCCAGCAUCAGAAGCUUCCUUCUGAUAUGGGGAGGGGGGAUUUUUCUCUUCGAUGCUGGAGGGUGACGGCGUGAACGGGAAGUAUGGAUGCCGAUGCCCCGCCUGGGCGCCCCGCUGUUGGGACGUGAAUUGGAUGCGCGCGACGCGGAUCUUCACCGACCACAUGUUCGAUUACCUCCCCGCAGACAAGUACGAGUUCUUCAUGCGCUUGGAUUCCGACUUUUUCUUCAUCAACACGCCGGAAUUCGAUGCCGUCAAGAUGCUACACGAGCUAACGCAGGAAAGAGCCAGCACGACUUAUAUCGCCAGGAAUUUAUUUUGUGACGCAGAUGUAAGUAUAGAAAAUUGGUGAUUCAUUCGGUAUCCUUCUGCAUUAGUCCUUCAAUGAUGUAGAUGUAAUUGGUUUACUCACGCAUGAUCCCAAGAACUUAGCAGUGGUGUCGGCAGCUUUCCAGAGCAUACACAAAUAACUGCGCAUUUGCUUACCACCGCCUGUCUAUCGAAGCACCGGGUUGUUUAUCCGAUCGAGACCGAGACGUGUUUUUCUACAUUUCUCUUUCAGGGAGGUUUGUCAUGCUUCCGUGCACGGGUAAUGUUAAUGUAGCACUGUAUAUUUUUGAAAGAGGUCACGCGAAGUCAAGUGUUUUUGUCCUCUGGCUCUUUCGCGUGCGUUUCUGGCCGCUGAAGAUUUCCGUUUGCUCCUGCUCCACCUGCACGAACGCAACACGAAGAAAACAAAGAUGAAUCCCGUGCCAGAGGAGGUCGUAGAAACUGUUUUUCUCUUUGAUGCCGUUUCGACGAGUUCCAGGAGUACGUGGAGGAUUUCAGCCGGCGGUAUCCUUUGCCCCCCGGCAUGACAAACCAGUUUGGCGAGCCGGAACCGGUGUCCGAGACCGCGCAGAAAAGCGGCAAAAACAGCCGCACGAACAUCCGGAUGGGGCACGGCGUGGCGGCGGCGGGCGGGCAGUGGACGGUGGGGGACGUGCGGCUCUUCUCCAGCCCGAUCUACCGCAGAUUCGCAAAGGAGGCGCGGGAAAAGAUCUUCGAGCACCGGUGGGCGGACCAGCUGCUGUUCGCCGCCGGAACGAUUUUGUUCGGCAACAAGCAGUUCUGUUUCCACGACAUGUUCCAGGAUGCCGGGCUGUUUGUGCACAAAAAGCAGGGCUACACGGACGAAAGCAUCUGGGAAAAGUGCAAGCCUGCUCCAGUGGAUAUUGAUGAAGAUCAACAUGUUGUCCCUUCAAGUACGGCUGAGUCCGCGUUUAACUGGACUGCUAUGCUAGAGUCCUACCCAACAAUAGACGAGGAACGUGAAGCCGAUCUUGACUCGAUGCCUGAUGUACAAGACGCGCGAGAGCAAGAUCGUGAGGACCUUUGAUCCAAACAUGAGGUUCUUCGUGUUGCGCUGCAAUUGAUGUGAUCUCUUGCCGAGUCAACACGAAGAUGAAAUUCGUUCAUAGUUUCCAAGCAACGGCUGCAAUGCCAUGUUGAGCCGCGAUCGCGAAACUUUCAUCACUUCGCCUCGCGGAUGAAAU
Molecule: messenger RNA, 12942 nt
Organism: Amoebophrya sp. A120
Lineage: Eukaryota; Dinophyceae; Syndiniales; Amoebophryaceae
Source: the annotation of a GenBank genome assembly